Messenger RNA from Penicillium paradoxum, 1335 nucleotides. RefSeq lists its product as uncharacterized. Gene Ontology annotation, biological process: amino acid transmembrane transport. Gene Ontology annotation, cellular component: vacuolar membrane. The record is from RefSeq and is a predicted model, not a curated record. Gene Ontology annotation, molecular function: amino acid transmembrane transporter activity. Lineage: Eukaryota; Fungi; Ascomycota; Eurotiomycetes; Eurotiales; Aspergillaceae. The transcript is spliced from 2 exons. Bases 1 to 1335 code for a protein of 444 amino acids.
AUGGCGAGUGAAGGCCUUCCCAAGGGUCAGGACCUCUCUGAUCCUGAAGUACAAGAGAUCCUAGAAGGAAACGCCCGAUUCCGCCGCUUGGGCUGGAAGCGACUCACGAUCAUCUCCAUAGUCGAGGCUAUCGCUCUGGGGAGUCUAGGCCUGCCUUCAGCAUUCGCUGCUCUCGGCAUGGUGGCAGGUGUGAUCUUGACCAUUGGUCUCGGCUUUGUUGCCAUUUACGCAGGUUACAACAUCGGCGAGGUCAAACUACGUUAUCCGCAAGUUGGCCACUAUGCAGAUGUCGGUCGACUCCUGUUAGGGAACUUGGGAUCGAAGCUCUUUGUGGGCAGUUUUGUUGCUCUGCUUGUCUUCGUUAUUGGGUCACACUGCUUGACUGGCGCGAUUGCGUUUCAGAACAUCACUCAAAGCAGUUCGUGCUCCGUCAUUUUUAGCGUUGUAUCGGCUGCAAUUCUGAUGCUUCUCGCUAUCCCGCCAUCCUUUGCGGAGAUUGCGAUCCUAGGCUAUGUUGAUUUUGCUUCGAUUAUCUUGGCUAUUGGGAUUACUAUGAUUGCCACCGGUAUUCAAAGUUCAAAUGGUUCUGGUGACUUUGGGGCAGAUCACCUGCCGUGGUCCGCCUGGCCGAAACCUGGCCUCACUUUCUCGGCGGCUAUUGUAGCUACCAAUAACAUCGUGUUUGCAUAUUCCUUCGCUGGAUGUCUGCCAUCGUUUAUGGAAGAUAUGCAUACCCCCGAAGAUUACAUCAAAACGCUAUGGUGGCUAGGGGGCAUUCAGAUUGUCGUUUACACUCUUACUGGGUCAAUCAUAUACGCCUUUGUUGGACAGGGGGUGCAGUCACCUGCACUGCUAUCUGCGGGGCCCGUUGUCUCCAGGGUCGUCUUUGGCAUAGCACUUCCAGUCAUAUUUAUUUCGGGAUCUAUCAACACCACGGUUGUAUGUCGAUACAUUCAUGGAAAGAUAUACCGCGACUCAGUUGUCCGCUUCGUCAACACCACCAAAGGUUGGACUACAUGGCUCAGUCUUGUUUCCAUUGUUACAAUUCUUGCCUGGAUUAUCGCCGAAGCCAUUCCUAUUUUCUCUGAAUUGCUUUCAAUCAUUUCUUCUUUAUUUGUCUCCGGUCUUUCUUUCUAUAUCCCACCAAUCAUGUGGUACAUGCUUUUGAGAGAGGGGGCAUGGUACGAGAAACACAACCUGAAGCCUGCGAUUUUCAAUGCGGUGGUCUUUCUUGUCGGCAUGAUUAUUUUUGGAUGCGGUACCUACUCCAGCGUUGCUGAAUUGGUUAACAAAUUCCGCUCGGGCUCUGUCAGCAAACCAUUCACUUGCUCUUGA